Synchiropus splendidus (mandarinfish) is the source of this 1593-nucleotide messenger RNA. RefSeq names its product mitochondrial ribosomal protein L13 (gene mrpl13). Gene Ontology annotation, molecular function: structural constituent of ribosome; mRNA binding. NCBI's taxonomy places the organism in Eukaryota, Metazoa, Chordata, Actinopteri, Syngnathiformes, Callionymidae. The transcript has 7 exons. The record is from RefSeq and is a predicted model, not a curated record. Gene Ontology annotation, cellular component: ribosome; mitochondrial large ribosomal subunit. The coding region runs from base 64 to 603 and encodes 179 amino acids. Gene Ontology annotation, biological process: translation; negative regulation of translation.
AUCGUUGCAACGUCUCACGUUUGGGGUCAAACAUCUCGAGGAUGAGCUCACAGCGGUGGUGAAAUGUCGAAUUUUUCUCGGUCCGCCCAGCAAUGGGCCACUUUUGCUCGCUCCUGGUUCCUGAUCGAUGCCAGAAUGCAGCCUCCGGGGAAAAUAGCUGCAAUGUGCUCCGUGCGGUUGCAGGGCAAGCACAAGCCCAUCUACCAUGCGAUCAGUGACUGCGGUGACCACGUGGUGGUAAUAAACAGCCGGGAAAUUGCUUUCUCUGGAAAUAAAUGGGAACAGAAAGUCUACUCAUCGCACACGGGUUAUCCUGGUGGCUUCAAGCAGGUCACAGCUGCGCAGCUGCAUCACAAAGACCCCAAAGCUAUUGUGAAGUUGGCGGUGUACGGCAUGUUGCCGAAGAACCUGCACCGACGCACCAUGAUGCAGCGGCUGCACAUCUUCACAGAUGAGGAGCUGCCGGACGACAUCCGAGCCAACCUGACAGAGGAGCUUCCUCAGCCGCGAGAGAUCCCCCGCAAGCUGAGCGAGUACACGCCGGAGGAGGUGGACGCCUUCCCCCGCCUCUGGACGCCACCUGAAGACUACCGCAUGAAAUGAAGCCGCACCGGGGAGAUGACCGGCCGGCAGCGGAGGUCAUGUGUGCGGUAUCACCAUGGCAACUGUCAACACAUCCAUCUGAAGCGUGGGUCCAGCGCCGUGGCUGUGUUGAUGGAAAUGAACUUGUGGAGCGUUCCUGGAGGAGGUCCUCAGAGGUCACGCCUGCCUCGUCUCAGAACAGAUUUAUUGGUUAUAAAAGCAGCAGACAAAUAAAUAGGUUCAUGUGGCCGCGAGACUGUGUUGAAGAGAGAGAGAGCGUCGCUGCCUGGGUCCCGACCUCUGGUCAGAAACCUGCAGUUUUUUUCUCUUGUUUAUCUCUAUCAUCUGAAAAUGGUUGUGUCAGUGGAACAAAAGUCCGUCAUCUGUCAGAGCCUCGGAGUGGAGCCUCUGCUGCGCAUGGUAGUCCAUGCUCUCGGGGCCACUGAGAGCUGAGCCAGGGUCAGAUCCUGGUGGGCUCUUCAGCCAAAGUGGAGCUGAAAAAACAUCUGAAUCCAAAUCUGUGCAGAAGGACACUGAGGCUCUACUCCGAAUCUCUGGGGCUGACGGAGCUGGUUAACCUGGUUGGAAGUGUAAACGGCGACGUGAGAUGUUCUGGAGACAUGCAGCUUGACAGGAACGUGACCCGGAGACACCAGGGACACCACAGAACACCAUUAAACAUAGAUCAGGCACUUUUGGGAUUCUCCCCACUGGAAUCCAGAAAUAUGGUACACGUUAUUUACACGUCAGUGGGCGGAGCCUCACCACAGUCUCAUGGUUCAGUUCAGUUCAGAGUGCGGCGCUCAGACGCGCCUCUGUUCCGCGUCCUCGCUCUGAUCCAUGACAACCACGUCGCGGGAAAACCUCCGGACCACUCCCGGCGACCGCAGCUCCACGUCUUCAGAGUGGGCGGGCCCUGAGCGGUAAGCCUGCCGACCGUGAUGCUGCUGCGGCGGGUAGCCCCGGUAGUAGGGGUCCUCUUCCUCAUCCUCCUCCUCGCCUCCCUGGUCG